Molecule: messenger RNA, 1968 nt
Organism: Motacilla alba alba
Lineage: Eukaryota; Metazoa; Chordata; Aves; Passeriformes; Motacillidae
Gene: FERRY3
Product: chromosome 1A C12orf4 homolog
Exons: 14
Coding region: 161-1813 (550 amino acids)
Biological process (GO): regulation of mast cell degranulation
Cellular component (GO): cytoplasm
Source: RefSeq, a predicted model, not a curated record
CCGCUUGGCGCCUUCGCCACAGGCACAGCGCCGAAAGUGCCGCUGCGGACGCGCAGCUGCGAUGACGGGAGCGGGUAGGCGGAACAUCCCGGCUCCCCCUUCCCCGCGGCCCGGUUAACCCGCGGCUGCCCGCCCGGAGCCAGGAAACAAACUCAAGAGGAUGAAGCCUAAUAAAGGAAAAAUUUUAACUAGAGAGAGAGACUAUGUGUACCAAUUCAGUGCUGGAAAUGAACAUUUGGUGCUUACUGUGCCUCUCAAAUUCCCUGUGCAAGAGAAUAUCAGUCAUUUGCAUGGACGUCUGAUGGUUCUGCACAACCUGCCAUGCUUUAUAGAAAAUGACCUGAAGCAAUCUCUUAGUAAAUUUGUAGAAGAGGAAACUAUAAAAGAUUAUGACAGAGAAGCUGAAGUGGCUCUGGAAGCAGUGAAAUCAGGAAAAGUAGACAUCAACCAGCUGGCAGAUACUUGGGCUAAAGCUUAUAAAGAGACAACAUUAGAACAUGCCAAACCUGAAGAAACCAGCUGGGAUGAAGAUUUUGCAGAUGUUUAUCAUGAUCUGAUCCAUUCUCCAGCUUCUGAAAUGCUGUUAAACCUGGAACACAAUUAUUUUGUUAGCAUUUCAGAAUUAAUAAGUGAAAGGGAUGUGGAGCUGAAAAAGCUACGUGAAAGGCAAGGAGCUGAAAUGGAUAAGGUGAUGCAGGAGCUUGGAAAGUCACUGACUGACCAGGAUGUGAAUUCCUUAGCAGCUCAGCAUUUUGAGUCACAGCAGGAUUUGGAGAACAAAUGGACCAAUGAAUUAAAACAGACUACUGCUAUCCAGAAGCAGGAAUAUCAGGAGUGGGUGAUAAAGCUUCAUCAAGACCUGAAGAAUCCAAACAACAGCUCAGUCAGUGAUGAAAUUAAAGUUCAGCCCAGCCAGCUGAGGGAAUCUGUGGAAGGAAACGGGAGAAUCUAUGAAGAGCAAAGGCUGUUAGAAGAAAGCUUUACUAUUCAUUUAGGAGCUCAGCUGAAGACUAUGCACAACCUGAGGCUGCUAAGAGCUGAUAUGUUGGAUUUCUGCAAACACAAGCGCAAUCACCGCAGUGGGGUGAAGCUGCACAGACUUCAGACUGCCAUGUCCCUCUACUCAACUUCCCUCUGUGGCCUGGUGUUAUUGGUGGAUAACAGGAUCAGCUCAUACAGUGGAAUCAAAAGAGAUUUCGCAACAGUUUGCCAAGAAUGCACGGAUUUCCAUUUUCCUGGAAUCCAAGAACAACUUGAAAUUGUCCAGAAGGUUGUACUUAAGGCCAGAGCACAGCGUAGCAGCAAGACAAAAAGACACCAUGAAAACAAAAUCAGUGGGAAUGAAGAUAAAUUAAAGAAUAUUGAACGAAACCAGUCGAACAUUUUGCCGGGAGAGUUCUACAUCACACGGCACUCAAACCUCUCAGAAAUCCAUGUUGCCUUUCACCUGUGCGUGGAUGACAAUGUCAGGUCUGUGAACGUUACUGCCCGGGACCCGGCCAUCAUGGGGCUCAGGAACAUCCUCAAGGUCUGCUGCACACAUGACAUCACCACCAUCAGCAUUCCCCUCCUGCUGGUGCAUGAAAUGUCAGAAGAGAUGACCAUUCCAUGGUGCCUGAAGAGGGCAGAGCUCGUGUUCAAGUGCGUCAAAGGUUUCAUGAUGGAAAUGGCCUCGUGGGAUGGAGGAAUUUCUCGGACUGUACAAUUCCUGGUACCACAGACAAUUUCAGAGGAAAUGUUUUACCAGCUGAGUAACAUGCUGCCACAGAUCUUCAGAGUAUCCUCCACACUGACUCUGACCUCCAAGCACUGAUUUCUGUGGGGCACUAACCGCUAUCCUAUUGGCAGAGGAUGAGAUUAAGGAGAUUCUGGACUAGGAUGUCUCUUUCCUGUGGACUUAAUACCGCAAAGUGGCAUUUGUUGCAAUUUCAAGAAUUGUGUUGUAAUAAAAGAUAAAUGUUGUCUGUU